Molecule: messenger RNA, 1749 nt
Organism: Stereum hirsutum FP-91666 SS1
Lineage: Eukaryota; Fungi; Basidiomycota; Agaricomycetes; Russulales; Stereaceae
Exons: 7
Coding region: 1-1749 (582 amino acids)
Source: RefSeq, a predicted model, not a curated record
AUGUACAUAGCACGACGCACACCCCCCGCCUUUCUCAUAAUCCUACUCUGUCUCUUUCCAGCCGUCGGCGCACACCAUUUCGACCAAUGUCUCACGACAAUCCGGCAGCUCCCUGACGGAACGAAUGGUCUGGUCGAUAAUCGAGGAAAUCCCGUCAACGUCAGCCACAACGCCACGGCUAUCACUUACGCACUCUGCAACGCGACCUGCGGACUCGGCUCUUCGCCAUUCAAUUGGUCGGUAUUCUCGCAACAAUUCAGCGCUUGGCUUCUACCGUGGCUUGCCCUGCUCUCCCAGCUCCCUUUCGGCACGAUAUAUCGGUUCGACAACGUCAUGUCGAUGGUCCUCACUGUCGGCUCGCCCGUUCUCGCCGCGUACUCGCUGGCCCUCACUGUCCUCAAUACGCAAUGGAUAGCGAGACGGUUCUCAGAGUUCAAGUAUCCUAAUGUGCGACACGCGGUCAGGGUGCUGAGUAGUCUGCAGCAGAUGCCGUUGGAGAUCUCGACGGAGCACGGGAUGUUGGCGAGUAUAGUGGCGUUGCAGAAGAAUGACGCAUGGUGGAAGGAGCUGGCGGAAGGCCUGGACUACAUCCAUACCUGGAGUAUAUCUGCGGCGUCGUCUAUUGCAUGGGUUGUGAUUGCAUAUCUGUUCACGGUGAUUGACUCUUUCACGGAUAUCUCGGAGAAUUUUCAGUUGAACGGUCAAGGCGUCGGGUCCGUCUGGCUAUGGUUACUUCCCAUUGUCAUUGGAUGGCUCCAGGUUUCGCCAAAGUGCGACUUCGAUCGUGUCUUCCAAGCUCUGAACAAAGUCAACAAGAAAGCCUUCGUAGCCACCUCUAAACCAUCCACUCCAGCCCUUGUUUCUCAUAAAACAAGCCGUCCUGCCUUUCAGAUUCUGCCUUAUCGUCCCGGCUCUGUCUACCGCGACGAGGAGUCGUCCGCUCCAAUAUACAACUACGCUCGCUUCUUCUCUUGGGCAUGUGCUGUAGACCAGGUCACGGAAGCAUUUGCUGCAGCAUCGGAGAAUAUUCUGUCCAAUAUACCGGUCGAUCGGGACAAUGAUUGGGCCGUUGCCGAAUCUGGAAAGGUGGAUGCGAGAAAUAGGCAGGGAACUCUCGAUGAUGUUCAGAGAUACUGUGGCAAUCCCGGACACUUCGACAGGGAGGAUGACCAAGAGGUCAGUCGAUGGGGAUCAGAGGUCUGGACGAGAGUUUUUGUGGCUUCAGGACUUGCGCUUUUCCUGCAGUGGGGGACCACUGGGGGUGCCGUCGUCGCUCAAUGGUUCACGCCUACGGUGGGCCUCGGCUGCCGCAGUGGGUCUUACAUUCUCUAUGCCAUCGUUUCCACCGUCGUAUGGAUCGCCAUGCUCUUGUCGUCUAUCCUCGCGCACUACGCCCACUCUUCGUACCUUCGCCCCUCCCGCCAUCUACACUAUCAUCAAGUAGCAGACCACACCGCUGCACGCGUCUCUGUUGCGCUCCGCCGACUCGGCAAGACGCUCGCAACGCUCAACGCAAUAUGGAUUGUCAUGGUAUGCAUGUUCCAAUUCAGCAGUUUCUUCGAUAGGUGCUGGUGCGACAGUGAUGUGCUGGGGCUGGGGAAGAGGGCAUACGCUGUCUUGGAGGUGACGGAGGCGGAUAUUGGUCCGUUGAGGACGGCUUGGAUUGGUGCGAUUGCGCUUGCACUUGGUAGUGCAUUCGUCUUCGUUGGCGCUCUGAGCCUUGUCAUGGAUCCCCCGCUUCCGGACUGA